This is a messenger RNA of Lontra canadensis (Northern American river otter), 660 nucleotides long. It is a transcript of the gene DNAJC15, whose product is annotated as DnaJ heat shock protein family (Hsp40) member C15. NCBI's taxonomy places the organism in Eukaryota, Metazoa, Chordata, Mammalia, Carnivora, Mustelidae. The record is from RefSeq and is a predicted model, not a curated record. Gene Ontology annotation, molecular function: ATPase activator activity. The transcript has 6 exons. Bases 49 to 498 code for a protein of 149 amino acids. Gene Ontology annotation, biological process: protein import into mitochondrial matrix. Gene Ontology annotation, cellular component: PAM complex, Tim23 associated import motor.
CUCGUAGGCGACGCCUCGGCGCCCCGAGUCUCUCUGCGUCGUAUUGCCAUGGCUGCCCGAGGCGGCGUCGCCACUGCCGGCGAGGGUCUGCGCUACGCCGAGUACUCGCUGCCGGCGACCAAACGGCCGGACACGGACGUGGACCAGGGACUGGCAAGAAGUUUGAUCGCUGUAGGACUGGGUGUUGCGGCUCUUGCAUUUGCAGGUCGCUACGUGUUUCAGAUCUGGAAGCCUCUAGAACAAGUAAUCACAGAAACAGCAAAGAAGAUUUCCACUCCUAGCCUUUCAUCUUACUAUAAAGGAGGAUUUGAACAGAAAAUGAGUAGGCGAGAAGCUAGUCUUAUUUUGGGUAUAAGCCCAUCUGCUGGCAAGGCCAAGAUUAGAACAGCUCAUAGAAGAAUUAUGAUUUUGAAUCACCCAGAUAAAGGUGGAUCUCCUUACUUAGCAACCAAAAUAAAUGAAGCAAAAGACUUAUUAGAAGCAACCACCAAACAUUGAUCAAUACUUAAGAAUCAUUCUGAAGGAAAAGAAAGGAGAAUAUAAAACAAAAAAGUCUUGCAAAUUAAUCUAAACCACGUUGUUCAUAAUUUUCAUACCUGUACUGACCACAAUCAUUUGUUCCACUAUUAAGGUAUAUAAUAAUAAAAGAUUAACAAUCUA